This is a messenger RNA of Coffea arabica (coffee), 846 nucleotides long. NCBI's taxonomy places the organism in Eukaryota, Viridiplantae, Streptophyta, Magnoliopsida, Gentianales, Rubiaceae. The record is from RefSeq and is a predicted model, not a curated record.
AUGACUAACUUGCUAGCCCAAGUGGUGCAGCAACAGGGACAAAACCCUAAUCCUAACCCGAAAAACCCUGGCAACCACGUGGAGAGCAAGAACAGGGCCCUCGAGAGAUUUCAGAAAUUUGUCCCACUAAAGUUCCUUGGGGGGCCCGAUCCAGAUGUAGCCGAAAGGUGGCUAGAGAAAAUGGUGGAUAUUUUUGCUGCCCUGCACUAUACCGAGGAGAGGCAGGUGACCUUCGCCGUCUUUCAGCUAGAAGAGGUGGCCCGUUCCUGGUGGAACGUCAUCUGGCAGAAGUGGGAAUGGGAGCAAACGCCCUGGACCUGGAGAGCUCAGUCUGUAGCAGAGUACGAGAGCCAGUUCACCCGCCUAUCCAAAUUUGCCCCAGAGCUAAUCGUGACCGAGCAACAGUGGAUAAGGCGUUUUAUCCAGGGCCUGAAUGUGGAAAUACAAAAGGACCUCGCGGUGGCCCAGAUUAAUGCUUUUAGCGAGGCCGUGGAGAAAACCCAGCAGGUGGAAAGCGCUAGGCUACAAGUGAGAAACUUUCAGGCAAAGAAGCGAGGCUUUCCUGGGAGCAGUCAGGGCAGGGGGAUAAGAGUGCCCCUCCCAAGUAUGGACGGGAAGUCGGAGGUGGAAGACAGACGGGCGCAGGUAGAGGGGCUCAGUCUAGGGGUGGCCCGGCUAGGAGAGGCUAGGGAGGAAGUUUCCAGAAAGGUUCGGGUUCGGCAUCCCGUGGACCCUGUGGGUAUUGCGAAAAGCCAAACCACACUGAGAACAACUGUUGGAAGAAGGAGGGAAAGUGUCUGCGUUGCGGAAGUGCAGGCCAUCAGCUUGCCGCCUGCCCAAUCCUAA